UCUGUAGAGAUAGCAGAUGCAUCUUACCCUCUUGAGAAACAGACCGGCAUCAUCUCUGUGGCAUCUACCUUGAAUCCUUCCUUCAGAAAUUCUGGCACGCCUACUGUUGCAUACUCAGGGAAAGCACAUGUUGGUUAUCUCUUCGGUGCCCUGCGGUCGCCAGCGGUUGAUCCUCAGGUUUCUUCAGGGCCAGCUGCUGGCCAAAUCUCUACCAGCCAUAAAUUAACUGACACCAGCCCCGAUCUCUAUCCAACCUCUGGCAAAUCACCCGACCCUAUUAUCGCUCCUGGCGCAGGAUUCGGACUUGAGACGCGUCAACCAGGUGGAUCUGAGACCAAUCUGCCGCCUAAGAAGUUGGCCUGCAGUCAAGCUAGUUUUGGCACCUUCGGAAAUCUUGGUCUCGUUAAGGCGUUGCUAGUUACCUAUUGGCCCCAACUAGUCGUCGGAUUCUUCCUUAAGCUACUGCACGAUAUUCUUUUAUUUUUCAGCCCAGUACUGCUCAAAUUACUUCUUACCUUUAUUAACGAAGAAAAGGGUCACUCCGCAGUUAACGAAUGGCAUGGCUAUCUUUUUGCCGUGUCCCUUUUCUUUACCAACACUUUGCAAUCCAUCAUUCUUCAAGCCUACUUCAAAACUAUGUUUAUUCUCGGAAUGCAGAUUAACUCCGUCCUAGUCGCUGCUGUAUAUCGUAAAGUAAGUAACCACUUAUUAUAG
Protopolystoma xenopodis is the source of this 714-nucleotide messenger RNA. Lineage: Eukaryota; Metazoa; Platyhelminthes; Monogenea; Polystomatidea; Polystomatidae. The record is from the annotation of a GenBank genome assembly.